Messenger RNA from Schistocerca gregaria, 894 nucleotides. RefSeq names its product biogenesis of lysosome-related organelles complex 1 subunit 5 (gene Muted). The coding region runs from base 235 to 693 and encodes 152 amino acids. NCBI's taxonomy places the organism in Eukaryota, Metazoa, Arthropoda, Insecta, Orthoptera, Acrididae. Gene Ontology annotation, cellular component: transport vesicle; BLOC-1 complex. The transcript is spliced from 4 exons. The record is from RefSeq and is a predicted model, not a curated record.
ACAAAAUCGGGGCGAAGUGUCACGACUGUUAGGCUGUGGUCUAGACCGUCGUAAUACGGUCCUAUCCUUGAUGUCUAUACUGCAGAUGAUAGAACAACUGUGACUGGUUCCCUAUCGAAAAAAACGACUAAUCGAAUGAUGUUUACCUCUGUCUGUGAUAACAGUGGGUCAGGGUCUUAAACUGUGGUUGUAGAGUGAUGUAAUAAAUGUAAUGCGUUUGUGGGUGGGGCCUGAAUGGCAGCAAUAAUUAAAGACACGGGGGAGCUAUGGACACGCCUGUUUGAUCAUAGGCCUUUUUUAAAUGGAGAGAUCAAAUUUGUUCUGAGAGAAUUUGAAGAGAAGAGAUCAGAUGGGGAAGUAGAAAAGCUGUUCAAAAUACUUGAAUGUGUAUCAGAGAUUAAAGAUACUCAGAUUGAGAGAGUAAAAUUAGCUUCUGAUAUUCAUUUACCGAAUCUGAAUGGAAACCUGGAAGUAGCUGUGAGCAUGUGUAAUGGGAUUCUAGAGAAAGAACAAAAACAUCGUUCGGAUACAACAUUGGAAGCUAAGAGAGAAAUUCGAAAGGCUGAAUGGGAAAAUUUUAUAGAAGAUAUGGCUCAAAAAUGUGCUAAAGUUGAUACAACUUUCCAAGAAAAAGAACAAGAACUGAAGGACUUUUACUUAGACCUUGAGAAGAAGCUUCACAUAACAAAAUAAGAGUUGGCCUGGUUUGUGCAAUAAAUUGUCAAAAUGGGAUCCAUAAAUGACCCUACAAUAAAAAUAAAACCUUCGAAGAAGCUUGAGAAUUUCAUAGUAGAGUGCUUAGGAGAGUGCAGCGAUGUUUCAGAAGGAAUUAAACAGAUUCAGCUGGGUGAAUAUUCAGAUAGUGAAGUUUUACUAAGUAUUUCGGACAUAAAA